Trypanosoma rangeli is the source of this 2280-nucleotide messenger RNA. RefSeq lists its product as uncharacterized. The coding region runs from base 1 to 2280 and encodes 759 amino acids. The record is from RefSeq and is a predicted model, not a curated record. The transcript has a single exon. Lineage: Eukaryota; Euglenozoa; Kinetoplastea; Trypanosomatida; Trypanosomatidae.
AUGUCUAAAAUAAUUCUGCCCUUGGAGUCUAAGUUGUUAUCAUCAUCUAAUCUCAGAAAUGACCUUGACAUGGAGUCUCAUGAGACGCGGAGGCAGCUGCCAGCGAUGGAUAUAAAGAAAUUUUUUGCUCUCGAGACGGCCUCGGGAAAAAGUGGUUCCAGUAACAUGGAGAUUGAAGGGAACAGUGAGCGUAGCCCUGCAGGGGGAGGAGUCUGUUACAAUGAUGACAUGUUGGUUUCUCCGUUAAAGAAUCCUGCUUUCACGUCGUCAUCCGAGACUCACCGGAGUGUUUCAGUUUCUCGUACAAAAGCGGAUGAUAUGCAUUUGGACAACAUGGAAGAUGCAGUAGAGGGAGAAGAGUGGAAACCACCAGUUUGCGAUCGAAAUGAUACUUUUUAUAUGUUUUCUGGUGACGAGGGAGAGAGAUUUUCCUCUAUUCAUGUACCCCAUGCCCCUGUCGUUAUUCCACCGGAGAACACAUCCAUAGAUUGUGCUGGCAACCAUCAGACUGUAAAAGCCAGCGAGCCUUUGCUUGUUGCGGCAGGUGUUCCUGUUGGGGGAUCUAUGCAUCAUCCUCUGCACUCGCCCCAGGGACGCAAAGAUUGUUUGGUAGAACUUUAUUAUAGAGGGGUUAAAACACGAAAUAAAUUAGAAGAGAAGUGGGCCACCAUACGUGCUGCCCGGGAAAAUGCGUUUAAGGCGUAUUCGUUUCAACCAACAAUCACAAAACGGGCCAAGGCAAUUCCACGUCGUGGGAACAUCCCUAGGUGUUCCAAGCAUGAUACUCGCCUUUGUCAACAUCUUCUUCUUGAGGCAUGGAAGCCGGAAGCUGAUGGGCAGUGUCAGCCCAUCCCCACGAUUUCCAAAGGUUCCGAGCGCAUAGUGCGUCGGGUGAGGGGCAACAGCGCAACUGUGAUUCCUGUGGAGGAGCGAUUACAUUUGGAUUCGGCUCGACGUCGGUAUCGAAUGGAAGAGGAGGCGGUGAAGCCGCAGAUUUCUUUGGUUAAGCGCACUCCAGAUGAUAUUAAGGCGCAUAUUGAUCGUCUUUACAUGUACGAGGCAAGGCGUCAGUUGGCGCUGCAUAAGCUGCGGGAAGAGCUGGAUGCGGGUCGUUGUCAAGCAUCAUUGCAUGUAAACGGCGAGGAUGUCGUUGGGCGGCUUGUUAAGCCGAUGGAAAAGACACGAUGUAGGCAUUCCAUGGAUGAGGAAGAAUUGUGUUUUGCACCUCAACUUUCUUCCGGAACGGAGGAGUUAAGUCUCCGCGCGCGAAGGCGGCGAGUAGACGAGUGGUACAUGUUUUUUACUCGGAGGCGCCAUGAAGAUGCCUUUUUACCGAAUGCGGUUGCCGAAAAGAUACGUGAGGCACUGCGGCAAGCAGAUUUGUCAAGGGAUUUUUCCAGAACUGCCUUUGGCUUGGCCCUCGAUGAGUACGAAAAAAAACAUGGAGCACAGCUGUGGCACUUAACGCCGCCGCCCCUUGCGCCCACACCGAACGAGGAAUUAACGUUUGCGCCAAGGAUCAACAACUGCAGGAGGUCGCAGGAGUCUGCGCAGACGGCACACGAGCGGUUGUUUUCCGCGGCAAAAAAACAACAGCUGGCAGUAAAAGAAGAGGAGGAGCGAGUACGGCUGGAAGAUGUCUUGAAGGAGAGGAGACGAAAAGAAAAACAGCAGCGGCAGGGACGGCAAGCAAGGGCCUUGUCUGCGAAAAAAACGAAAUUGUUAGAAAAACCAGGCAGUACGGAGGAGGAAGGAAGAAGUUCUCCAUCCUUGUUACCUCCAAGUGACUCUCCACCGAGUAUUGCAGAUGCGUCAGACGAGUGUGAGGUCUUCGUUGUGUCACCGACAUCAGAUACCUCUGGUCCAUCUGAUUCUACUUCGCUGCCAGUUGAGGUGCCAACAAUGUCUGCAUUCUCGCAUGUUUUGGAUGCUGCGAAGCAGUUGCAGAAUUUAAUCGAUGCGCCAGAGGAGGGAGAAGAAAACAGCAUGUCAUCAUUUUCCCCUCGACGAGAGGAGGCUUCUUUUGUGGAGUGUCCCGAGCCGGUUUUGCUUGGUGAUACGCCUCAGGUGGCGGCCGCCCCUCCUGAGUCUUCAGCUUCGAGAGUUUGUGGAAGCAAAAGCCGUGCACUCAAGAAGAUGCGUGUGUCUACGGACAUCUUGCUAGAGUGUGCGCUAAGUCGCCUCACCUGGUCCGCAGACGUAGCCACGCGGCGGCGCGAGUGGAGGGAGAGUCGACGUCGUCUGCAGGGAGUUGGAAAAAUGCUUUAUCAGAAGAUGUAG